AGCGUAGUAGCUGUCAGUCAAAGGACAUUUAAAUGGCCACACUGUACAGCGCCGUAUACCUUGCAGCGCGAUAAUAACACAGUUACGAUUAUAUUUUGGGUGCAAGCAGCGUAAAUAGCGUCUGUUUGUGUUGUCGGCGUUUCUCUCUUUAAUCUGAAUCCGCUUUUUAUCCGCCAAGUUUGUUCAGAAAGACACCUCCUGAAAAAAAUGAGCGACGAGGACGACUUUUUACAAAAAGCCCGAGCCGGGUUUGAAGAGCUCUGUCGAGGUUUGAAUAUGGACGAAGAGGCGAGUAAUGAGGCAUGGAAGACCUAUGAAAACAUCAGCAGGAAUUUUACACUAGAGGGCAGCGAGCUGCACUGGCUGGCCUGUGCGCUCUACGUGGCCUGCAGAUCCUCGGUGCCGACGGUGGGGAAAGGCACCGCAGAGGGGAACUACGUCUCUCUGACCAGAAUCCUACGCUGCUCAGAAAUGAGCCUGAUCGAGUUUUUUAAUAAGAUGAAGAAGUGGCAGGACAUGGCCAACCUGCCUCAGGACUUCCGUCAGGGCACCGAGAAGCUGGAGAGAAACUUCACGGUGUCGGCCGUCAUCUUCAAGAAGUACGUUCCCAUCUUUAAAGCCAUCUUCAAAGCCCCGUCAGAGGAGCCGCCACGUGUCCACCGCAGCCGCAAACAGAGACGACAUCCGUGCACCGUGACCGAGGUCUUCAACUUCUGCUGGGUUUUGUUUGUCCACGCUAAAGGGAACUUCCCCAUGAUCAGUGAUGACCUGGUGAACUCAUAUCAUCUGCUGCUAUGUGCUCUCGACCUCGUCUUCACCAACGCGCUGCUGUGCAACGCCAGGAAAGAUCUGCUCAACCCAAACUUUAAAGGUCUACCAGAGGACUUCAGCAGUAAGGACUACAGGCCGGCCUCAGGCCCGUACUGCUUCAUAGAGCAGCUGUGUGAGCUGCAUGACGGCCUGGUGCUGGAGGCCAAAGGAGUCAAAGAACACUUCUGGAAACCUUUUAUCAAGAAGCUCUUCCACAAGAGGAUUCUCAGAGGAAAAGAGGACGGUCUGACCGGCUUUCUGGAUCCCAUGAACUUCGGAGACAGUUUUUUGUCUCUGACUCGGGUGUAUGAGGAACAUGUUCUGGCCACCGGCAGCCUGGAUGAGAGGAUUUUUACUGGCGAGGGGGCGAGCGACGACAUCGGCACCCCGGGGCCGUGCCUGUGUGAAGGGGUGGAGAACCAGGACAGCGCCACCUACAGGCUUCACGCCAACCUCACAGCCUCGGCUCUUAAGGUGGCCACUCCUCUGACGGGCAGGAAGUACGUUCAGGAGAACAGCCUGGCGUCUCCGGUCUCGUCCGCCAUGAAGAGCGUCGGACGACUUCACACGCUGCUGUCGGGAACCAAACAGGGGCCGAGUGCUAAGCUAACGGAAACACUGAGGACCUGUGCCAGAGACCCCAGUGAUGUCAUCAACAAGCGCCUGAAGGACAUGUUCGAGCUCUUCUCUCAGCAUUACGAGGGCAGCGGGGAAGAGAACAGGUCGAUGGGCAGAGACAUGGCGGUGAAGUAUUUUCACCUGGCGGAGGCGUUGUACUACCGGAUUCUGGAGUCCAUCAUCGAGAGAGAAAAGAUGAUUCUGGGAGAUGCUGACCUGUCUUGUAUUUUGGAACAGGACAUCUUCCAUCGCUCUCUGCUGGCCUGCUGUUUAGAGAUCGUCAUCUUCUCCUACAGACCUCCAGGAGAUUUCCCCAACAUGAUCCGAAUCUUCCGGCUCCCGGCUUAUCACUUCUACAAGGUGAUCGAGGUGUUGGUGCGGUCGGAGCAGGGUCUGUUUCGGGAGGUGGUGAAGCACCUGAACCAAGUGGAGGAGCAGGUGCUGGAGAGCCUGGCCUGGACCAGCGACUCCCCGCUGUGGGAGAGCCUCCGCGGGGCCAAAGACCACGUCCCUGCCUGCCAGGAGGUGAUGCCUCCUCAGUAUCUGGAACAAAAUGAUGAAAGCAGCUCAGGCAGCGUUCCCCUCACUCCCAUAAACCACGGACCGGACCUCAACACCAACAGCACCGUCAAAGGUGUGUCCCCCUCCCCCACCACCCUGCUGGACCGCUACAGCUCCCCGCCCACCGGCGCGGCGCGGCGGCGUCUGUUUGUCGACCUGGUGGACGGCGAGUCUGGAGUCACCUCCACCGGCUCCACAGGCUCAACCAGUACAGCACCAGCCGCUGUGGCCAAAACCAGCCAGGCCAGUCUGGUCACAGCCAUCCCGGCUGGGCAGACUGUAGUCACCAUGGCAACCGCCACCGUCACCGCCAACAACGGGCAGACAGUCACCAUACCUGUGCAAGGUAUAGCCAAUGAGAGCGGAGGCAUCACUUUCAUCCCCGUCCAGGUUAGUGUGACCGGACAGGGCGGAGCCACGCUGCAGCCGCUGUCCGCCCAGACUCUGAGCGGCGCCCUCACCGUCCAGUCAGCCUCCCCCAAGCCGGCCGCCAAACCGGCAAGCAGCCCGCUGAAGAAAGGCUCGCUGUCCCUGUUCUUCAGGAAGGUGUAUCACCUGGCCAGCGUGCGUCUCAGAGAUCUGUGUGCCAAACUGGACAUCUCAUCAGAGCUGAGGAGGAAGAUCUGGACCUGUUUUGAAUAUUCUCUGGUGAACUGUACUGAACUGAUGAUGGACCGUCACCUGGACCAGCUGCUCAUGUGUGCCGUCUACGUCAUGGCCAAGGUGACCAAAGAAGACAAAUCCUUCCAGAACAUUAUGAAGUGUUACCGCUCUCAGCCUCAGGCCAGCAGCAAUGUCUACAGGAGCGUGUUGAUCUCAGGGAGGAAGAGGUGUCACUCUGGCAGCAACGACUCCAACAAACAGAACUCACCUCCUCACAGCAGCCAGGAUACAGCAGGUGGAGACAACAGCCCAGUUCCUAUUCGCUCCAGCAGCACCUUGCCCGCCCCCCAGCCUGGCAGUGCCCCCUCCACACCCAACAAGAACUCCUCCUCCUCCUCCUCCUCCUCCUCCUCCUCCAACAUGGGUGACGGUGAGGAGGAGCGAGGAGACCUAAUUCACUUCUACAACAACGUUUACAUCAAACAGAUGAGACACUUUGCUCUCCGAUACUCUCCGAGGUCACCCUCCGCAGGGGUGGAGACCCCCCCUCUAUGUCCGUACCCCACCCUGAGGACCGGCUCUCCCCGCCGGAUGCUUCUGUCCAGCAAACACUCCAUUUACAUCUCACCGCACAAGACGAGCUCCGCCCCCACGCCGACAACCCCCCGAGACAAGAUUUACUACUACAUCUGCAGCAGCCCCCCCAACCGUCUCCAGGAGAUCAACAGCAUGAUCCGGACCGGAGAGACUCCCACCAGGAAGCGCAGCAUGCCUCUGGAGGACGACACGUCACCCAAGAGGGUUUGUCCCGACAACCACUCCGCCCUGCUGCGCCGGCUACAGGACGUCGCCAACGACCGCAGCUCCUCCCACUGAGUCACACACACACACAUACACACACACACACGCACACACACACACACACACACAGAAUACCACAAUAUCACCAUAGUUACACCAACCGCAUCAUCAUAAUAUGACAUCAACGAACUUCAUACACUGUCACAGUCUCAUUUUAUCCGGUAAGAGAUCAGACUUUUUAGGAGCAUUUUGGUCACUUUCAAUGAUAUUUUUAAUUAACUUUAAAUAAUAAAUCUAAUCGAGGAGUCAGAUUACACAUUCAUGCUAUUCUGACUGACAGAAAACAUGGUUUAUCCUUUGCUUUGUGUCUGAAAGUUUCCUGCCACAUCAUUCGUAGCUCUCAGUUCUGGUUGGUUCAUUCAAAAUGACCUGAUAAACACUGUAAAUAACCAGUCAGCUAGUUGACAGAAACAUUGUUAGGAUACAGUCGCAGCCAGUGUUUGAUGUUAUCAUGUUGCAGAGCAAAAAAUGCCAUUAUAAAGUUCAGGAAAUUAGAGACAAAUUAAAAUUAAAAAUAGUACUUUAGAACAUCUGAUCCCGCUGACAAAGAAAUGUACUUUUUCUAAUGCAAGAAAAUAGAAUAUAAAGAAUUUGGGAGGCAGAAUUACAGUUCAAGAUGGAUCUAAUAUCUUCUGCACACAAUCAGGGGUGGAAAGUAACUAAAUACAUUUACUGAAGUAUUAUACUUAAGUUUGUAGCUGACUGGACGGUUGUUUCUUGUGUGUUCUGGCUGAUAAAAAGUUCCUUUAUUGUUGUUCUUUUGUUUGUUGCUGCAGGACACCGAGACUCAGCUGUUAUUUCAAUACCAGCUUUUACAUGAGAGUUUACAGUAUACAGUUUAGUAUGAAAUUAGCCUUGUAAAUGACCAAAAUACUCCUAAAAAUCAGAUCAGGUGUCAAAAAAUUUUUCUCAUGUUCAUACAUGUUUCCAAACAUUUUAGUUUAACUCAAACAAAGAAAACAACAAACGAGGAGUCUGAACUCCUGCAGCUCUGAUAUUCUUUUUAAGUUUGAACUCGUCAAUGAGAGAGUGGUGAUCAAUCAGUCAUCAAGUCAAGUUAAAUUUUAUUUAUACAGCACCAAAUCACAACAGAAGUUAUCUCAUGACACUUUUCACACAGAGCAGGUGAAGAACGAACUCUUUAAUUUACCAACAUUCCCCUAUAAACUUUAACAGGAAGACACCUUGAGCAGAACCGGGCUCUAGGUGGGCGGCCAUCUGCCUUGAGAGAGAAAGAGGGAGGGGAGGGAGGGGAGAGAGAG
This is a messenger RNA of Thunnus maccoyii (southern bluefin tuna), 4715 nucleotides long. It is a transcript of the gene rbl2, whose product is annotated as retinoblastoma-like 2 (p130). Gene Ontology annotation, molecular function: RNA polymerase II transcription regulatory region sequence-specific DNA binding. The transcript has 22 exons. The record is from RefSeq and is a predicted model, not a curated record. Gene Ontology annotation, biological process: regulation of transcription by RNA polymerase II; negative regulation of G1/S transition of mitotic cell cycle; cell differentiation. Bases 208 to 3468 code for a protein of 1086 amino acids. Gene Ontology annotation, cellular component: chromatin; transcription regulator complex; nucleus. Lineage: Eukaryota; Metazoa; Chordata; Actinopteri; Scombriformes; Scombridae.